Messenger RNA from Vigna unguiculata (cowpea), 1996 nucleotides. Its product is annotated as glyoxal oxidase-related protein. The record is from RefSeq and is a predicted model, not a curated record. Lineage: Eukaryota; Viridiplantae; Streptophyta; Magnoliopsida; Fabales; Fabaceae.
ACUAGUAAUACUACACUGCACACACUGUAUAAAUUCUUCAGCACCAUAACCCAGCACUCACCAUGGCUUUCAAGAUCAAGAACCUCCCAUCUUUCUUUCUUCUUCUUCUUGUUCAAAGCAUGUUCUUUGAGGUGGUAAUCAGCAUUGAAAAUGGUAUAAACAGCACCGGAGGGCACUGGGUGGAGCUGCAGCGCAGCAUAGGCAUCUCCGCCAUGCACAUGCAAGUAAUGUACGACAACAAGGUCGUAAUCUUCGACCGCACCGACUUCGGCCCCUCCAACAUCUCCCUCUCCCACCACCGCUGCCGCUUCAACCCCCACGACCUCGCCCUCAAGCUCGACUGCACCGCCCACUCCGUCCUCUACGACCUCUCCCACAACACCCUCCGCCCACUCACCCUCCGCACCGACGCCUGGUGCUCCUCCGGAGCUCUCACCCCCGACGGCUCCCUCCUCCAGACUGGCGGCUUCAACGACGGCUACACCACCCUCCGCUCCUUCACCCCCUGCCCCCAACACAACACCUGCGACUGGCGCGAACUUCGGAACCACAGCCUCUCCAACAGCCGCUGGUACUCCUCCAACCAAAUCCUUCCCUCGGGGAAAAUCAUCGUCGUCGGUGGCCGCAACUCCUUCACCUACGAAUUCGUCCCCAAAAACGACGUCGCCUCCUCCUCCUUCCACUACCUCCCCUUCUUGAAACACACGCGUGACCCCAACCGCGGCGAGGAGAACAAUCUUUACCCCUUCUUGCACCUCUUACCAGACGGAAACCUCUUCAUCUUCGCCAACCGCAACUCCAUCCUCUUCGACUAUACCACCAACAAGGUCCUCCGCAACUUCCCCACCAUCCCCGGCCAAGAAAAAAGAAACUACCCCAGCACAGCCUCCUCCGUCCUCCUCCCGUUAAACCUAACGGCGCUCAACGGAACGCGUUUGCCAGACGCCGAAAUUAUGAUAUGCGGCGGGGCCUACCCCGGCGCGUUUAGCUUGGCCAACACGUUGAAGAUCUUUCUAGAAGCUUCCAGAACGUGCGGGAGGUUGAGGGUGACGGAUUCGAACCCUGUAUGGGUCAUGGAAACCAUGCCCACCCCGAGGGUUAUGCCUGACAUGGUUUUGCUUCCCAAUGGGAAUGUCAUUAUCUUGAACGGUGCAAUGAAUGGGACCGCCGGGUGGGAGAACGCCGCCAACCCGGUUUUGCAUCCGGUUUUGUAUAGACCCGGUUUGGUUGACCAGUUUCAGAGGUUUCAGUUACUGGCGCCGGCGAGUACUCCGAGGAUGUAUCACUCGUCCGCUGUGUUGGUGCCAGAUGGCAGGGUUUUAGUGGGAGGGAGCAACCCGCAUAGGGUUUAUGAUUUUCGGGCAAACCCGUACCCGACGGAGUUGAGUUUGGAUGCGUAUUACCCGGAGUAUUUGGGGACCGAGUUUGACUCGCUGCGGCCGUCGAUAGUUGCUGUUGAGGCUUCGAACAAUACGGCGUCGUAUGGGAGGGCGUUUGCGGUGAAUUUUUUGCUACGGGAGUACCGUGUGGGAGGGGUGGGCGUGACGCUGGUGGCGCCGUCAUUUACCACGCACUCGUUUGCAAUGAACCAGAGGUUGCUUGUGCUGGAGGUGGUGGGGAUUCAGCAGGUGGCGCCGUCAGGGUACAAAGUGGUGGCGCGUGCGCCUCCCUCGCUGGCUGUGGCGCCGCCUGGGUUCUACAUGCUUUUUAUUGUGCACGCCGGAGUUCCAAGCGCUGCAGUUUGGGUUCAGGUGAAGUGAGUUUGAAAUGAAAAUUAUGGUUUAGACGGAAACUGUUUGAGGAAAUUGAAUUACUGGUUUUUAGUGGUUCAUGCAUGUGGGUCUGUAGAGGGUGGGAGUGUUUGAGGUUUUGACUUGGACCAUUAUUCUUUUACAUCCUUUAAUUCCCAUUUCAUGUUACCUUGGGAAUUUUCUAUUCUAUUUAACAUAUCCAUCACUUUUGGUCAAUCUUAUUUCAUCACUCAGUUUUUAUUUUU